This is a messenger RNA of Helianthus annuus (common sunflower), 756 nucleotides long. RefSeq lists its product as uncharacterized. Gene Ontology annotation, molecular function: nucleic acid binding; zinc ion binding. NCBI's taxonomy places the organism in Eukaryota, Viridiplantae, Streptophyta, Magnoliopsida, Asterales, Asteraceae. The transcript has a single exon. Bases 1 to 756 code for a protein of 251 amino acids. The record is from RefSeq and is a predicted model, not a curated record.
AUGUCAGAAUUUGAGAUGUUGCAAAUGAAGGAUGACGACACUAUUGAUUCAUUCACCGCAAAGAUCAAUAGUAUCGUUACCCGAGCAACAGAAGUAGGAUCGACUAUGAGUCAACCGACUCUAGUACGCAAACUCCUAAAUGGCGUACCGGAUAGGUUUACUCAAAUCGUUGCCUCUAUGGAACAAUACUCCGAUAUAGAAACCAUGACGCUACAAGAAGCAAUCGGAAGGUUAAAGACAUAUGAAGAACGUCUCAAGUUAAAGAAACGAAAUCAAGGGGAAAGCCAAGAUAGGCUUAUGUUUACACAUCAGGAUAACAACAGAGGAAGGCAAUUUGGAAACCGCGGUCGUGGUAGGUUUAACCAGACGCGUGGAAAUUGGCGAAACAACGGAAAUAGGCAAAGUCCCAGAAACGAAGGAUCUACAUCAAGGCCUAGAAAUGGAAAUUCAAGAAACUGGAGGAAGUUUGCAAGAACCGACUUAAGUAAGAUCCAAUGUUUUAAGUGUCAAAAGUUUGGACACUACAGGAAGGAUUGUUCUGAGAAAGACGAAGUGCAAGAGCAUUCAAACCUCGUCGAGGAAGACGAAGCACCCGUAUUGUUAAUGACAAUACAAGAAGAAAAUGUUCAAGAAAAGGCUCUGCUAAACGAGGAACAGAUAAAACCAGCAAGUUAUGCCUCAGGAGCUAUGGUACUUAGACAACGGGGCCAGCAACCACAUGACAGGAGUGCGAAGUCACUUCAGGGAAUUAGAUGA